Penicillium robsamsonii is the source of this 1692-nucleotide messenger RNA. Its product is annotated as major facilitator superfamily domain-containing protein. NCBI's taxonomy places the organism in Eukaryota, Fungi, Ascomycota, Eurotiomycetes, Eurotiales, Aspergillaceae. Gene Ontology annotation, biological process: transmembrane transport. Gene Ontology annotation, molecular function: transmembrane transporter activity. The transcript is spliced from 4 exons. The record is from RefSeq and is a predicted model, not a curated record. The coding region runs from base 1 to 1692 and encodes 563 amino acids.
AUGGCAAACGGAACUUCCAACGACACGGCGCUGGUUGUCCCCGAUAAUGCCAUCGAUGCGUCAAAUGAAACGGCCAGCACAUCUUCGUCGACAAUAUCUGUCCAAGACUCCGACCAGGACUUUAGGCUGGGCAUGCGCGGUACUAUGAUCUUUGUGAUUUUGGCCGUCCUGACCUUGAUGGCGGCUCUUGAUGGUACAUCGAUAUCCGUUGCUUUACCGAUUAUCUCUAAGGAGCUCAACGGGACCGCAAUUGAAGCAUUUUGGAGUGGGACGUCGUUCCUCCUAUCUUCAACAGUCUUCCAACCGAGUUUUGCAUCAUUUUCAAACAUCUUUGGACGUCGAUCCGUAAUUAUGGUUGCUAUCGCUCUCUUUCUGGCGGGAGCUAUCAUCUCAGGGGUGUCCAAGGACUUUACACAUCUGCUUGUGGGGCGUUCCAUCCAAGGUGUCGGUGGCGGAGGUAUUAUUGCCCUGACAGAAGUCAUUAUGACUGAUAUCGUACCCCUGAGGCACCGCGGCCAGUAUUUUGGUGUCUUCAGCGGUAUGUGGGCUAUUGGCUCUGUCUCUGGCCCCAUUUUGGGUGGCGCAUUCUCACAAAAUGUCACUUGGCGCUGGAUCUUCUACAUCAAUUUCCCGUUCAUUGGCGUCGGGGUUAUCAUGAUAAUGGUCUUUCUUAAGCUCAACAUGAUCCCUUCCUCGUUGAUCGAAAAGCUCCGGCGGAUCGAUUAUAUUGGCACAGUGCUUUUCGUUGCCAGUAUGACCUCAUUCCUAAUUCCUCUCACAUGGGGCGGUGUCUCGUAUCCAUGGGGGUCGUGGCAUACACUCGUUCCCUUCAUCCUUGGUUUCUUGGGGCUUUGCUUCUUUGGUUACUAUGAGCAUCACUAUGCUGUUGACCCUGUCAUUCCGCCUUCCAUCUUCAACAAUAGAACUGCGACUGUGUCUUUUAUUGGGAGCACCCUACAAGGUCUCGUUCUCUGGUGCACCUUGUACUACCUACCUCUUUACUACGAGGCUGUCAAGGGCUACAGUCCAAUUCUGUCCGGUGUUGCUCUUUUCCCUGAGACAUUUACUGUCGCACCUAGUGCUAUGGCGGUCGGGAUUAUAUCUUCAAAAACCGGAAGAUAUCGAUGGGCAAUCUGGCUAGGCUGGGCCUUCUCCACAAUUGGCUGUGGACUCAUUUGCUUGAUAAAAGUCAACACCAGCGUGCCUGGAUGGGUUUUCCUCAACUUGGUGGCGGGACUCGGCCUAGGAUUCUUGUUCCCAUCGUUGGGAUUCGCAAUCCAAGCAUCUUCUACAAACGAGAACCUAGCCACUGCGGUGGCAAUGUUUAGCUUCUUCCGCGCUCUUGGCCAGGCCCUUGGUGUUGCUAUUGGUGGUGCAAUCUUUCAAAAUCGCAUGUAUGAAAACUUGUUGAAGUACCCAGAGUUCACUUCUCUGGCCAGCGAAUACAGCUCUGAUUCGGCGGGGCUUGUGCAGAUCAUCAAGGGAAUGCCCAAUGAUGUCCACAAACUACACCUGCAGGAAGCAUAUACCGAUAGUUUGAGAAUUGUCUGGGCAGUCUGCUGUGGCGUUUCGGCUGUUGGACUCCUGCUCAGUUUCUUCACUGAAGCUUAUGACCUGAAUCAGGCUCUGGUUGCCACACAAGGCCUUCGGACGGAAAAGACUGCUCCAUUGGAGGAAGGCCAAAGUGAGUGA